Molecule: messenger RNA, 825 nt
Organism: Colletotrichum siamense
Lineage: Eukaryota; Fungi; Ascomycota; Sordariomycetes; Glomerellales; Glomerellaceae
Exons: 1
Coding region: 1-825 (274 amino acids)
Source: RefSeq, a predicted model, not a curated record
AUGCAUUUACUCCCCUCGGUCAAAUGGUUCCUCGCGGGCUUCCACGCAGCUGUAGCUGUCGCUACGAAUUCGGGAAUUGUCGAGGUCGACCUGGUAUUUCCGCGCAACGACACAUACGCUCCGACAGCCUUGUUCCCUAUUGUCUUCGCCAUCCGGAACUCAAGCCUCGCGCAGUUCGUCAACCCUUACAUCGAAAUAAGAGUCCGGAAUUCAAGCGAUCGGUUCGACACAUAUGUCACUCACGACUACGACCUUCGACAGGCGGAUUUCUCGAGCAGCGACCCUUACUUUGAGAGUCGUGGCUUCGGAAGAUUUAAAAAAGAAGGUAGUUACACAAUAGUGUGGACCGUCAGGCAGCAAAGCUGCCUCGCGGAUGAGUCCAGCCUGGCAAAUUACCACACUAAGGAUGUAAUCUCAAACAAUACGAUACGACUCCUUACGUUCACCAUCAAGAACGCCGCCCAGGAAGUCGAUCUUGUAUCUGCGACGAAUAAAGACAACGUCUGCCUCAGCGCGCAAGGCGUCGCCAUCGAUAUCACCGAUACCGUCGAGGGCCUGCUCGGGAGGAAGUGGUGGGGUGUCGGUGAUACUUGCGCGGUAGUGGCAUCUCCUACUCCUACCGCGAACCCUUGCCAGAUGAAGCUCGAUUCGGCCACUGCGGCGAGGAUAUCCUCGUCAGUAACAGCUGCGGCGUGCCGGCUGUCAAAUCCGAUCAUUGAUUGCCCCACCGAAGAUGAGGAAAAGAACAAUGCUCAACGUUUGGCUGUUGGAGCCAUGUCCUUGGUAGCAGUCGCAUUGGGGGCGUUUGGUUUUCUUCUGAUAUGA